Molecule: messenger RNA, 3090 nt
Organism: Darwinula stevensoni
Lineage: Eukaryota; Metazoa; Arthropoda; Ostracoda; Podocopida; Darwinulidae
Source: the annotation of a GenBank genome assembly
AUGAACCAGCCCUACCCUCUUACUAAGGAGCAAGUUCGCCUGCUUCUUCUUUAUGACUUCCGAAUCGAGAAGAAGGCAGCCAAUUCCAUCGCUGACAUCAAUACCGCGUUUGGCCCGGACACUGUGUCCAAGAGCACUGCCUAUGAUUGGUACAGUCGCUUCCAGAAAGGAAAUGAAAGCCUGGAAGACCAGCCACGCACCGGUCGUCCUUCGGAGUUUGAUAACUCUGCCUUGCAGGAGGCACUGGAGGCCAACAACCGGCAAACAUCGCGAGAGCUUGCGGACUUGCUGGGUGUCUCCCAUACAACUAUCCUUCAUCAUCUGGCUGAGCUUGGCAAGAAGGCAAAGUUGGGGUGCUGGGUAGACCUGUCCCUACUUAGAAGAUUCUCUUCGGAAUGGUACCAUCAUCUGUCAACGGCAAAUCUGUGGAACAUCUCCAAGAUCAUGACGAGUGUUCGAAGCAUCAACUUCAUAGUUGUUGAGUCCUCAGGGGACGACGAAGGUUACAAAGCAAGCGAACUGAAUAUACAGAGCCCAAGUUCUAAGGGAUGGCAUUCCCCCAGAUUCUGCAUCUACCCACAGCAUCUUACUUUGCAAUUGGAGGAGACCGUGUGCAUACGCCAAAUUCAGAUCAUGGGGCACACCUAUAUGAUUCCGGAGAAGGCGGAUGUGUUCUUGGGUGAUGCACCGGCGGGAUUGGAGAAAAACCUCUCAAACGUCCAGUUCGCACCUGUUGGCACUGUGUCAUUCGCCCGGAAUGACAAUUCGGAAUUCCGGGCCAGGGAACUCAAGAGGAUCAACGUGACAGGCACAGCUUCCUUCGUCAAGUUAAUCAUAUUCAAGCCACAUGACAACCGCCGGAAUAAGUACAAUCAAGUGGCCCUCCUGGGAGUGAAUAUCCUCGGCCAUGAUCGGAACGCACUCAAUGGAGUCAGGAUUCCUCCUGGUCAAGAUCCCGAGCUUCAAAAUCCCAUGGAUGACCUCGCUUACAUGAUGUACAUGGAUGGGGAAGUGGUCGAUCUUCUCAAGAAACUCGAGAAUAAAAAGAAGGAAGCUGUCAAAUUGGAGAGGUACGAGUACGCCAGAAAAUUGAAGAACGCUCAAACUGCUUUGAAUUUCGCGGGCUUGAAGCUCGGCGCUCUGGAAAUGGAGAAGCGCAUCGCGAUCGAGUCGGAAAGCUAUGACAAGGCAAAGCAGAAAAAUCGUCAGAAGGAAGACUACCGGAAUGAGGUCUACGAUCAUCUGGACAUCCAGACUCUCUUGGAAACAAAGGGGCCGAUAGCGAAGAACGACGAACCCGAGGUGCUGAAGGAAUUGCCGACCCCGCCUCGAGUGAAGUCCAAACCAGAAUCCCCGCAGGAAGAAGAGGUGAAGGAACCAGAGAAAGCGAAGGCAGAGCCACGCAUCCAUGCUCCAUACUACGAAGGGAAUCCAUAUGCUGCCUACGACAACAAACCAGUGGCUGCCGUCAAAAAAAGGGGAUUGGCCAUAUUCAGAAGAAAGGAAACCAUCCCUGUGAAUGGCAGAGCGGAAACCGCGAAUCUUGCUGCGUCAAAGCUAUCGGAGAAAGACAAAAAGGAAGCCGAGGUCGCCAUACGAGUCUUCGGUCUCAAGACGGUCGAACGAGCUUAUAAUAAGGCUUUCCAGGAGAAAGAAAGGGGCUAUAAGGAGGUGAAAAAAUUCCUGGAGCAUUAUCGGCGAAGCAAAGACGGACCGAGUCCUUCGAAGGUCCUGAGAGGCACAACGGCUUUGUUGGAGAAAGGACUAAGAGACAGCGUUACGGGGAUAUUUUUCCUCUCCGUCGACAUCGUCAACAUAAUUUUCGGAAAAUUCCUCAACGAAAACAAAGGGGCGUUGAAGAAGUACGACGUCUCUUCGGCAUCAGAGAAGCUUCUGCCGUUGCUGCUGAGCAAGACGGGAAGCGUGGCAGCAUCCAGGCAGCAGACGUUAUCUGAGGAAGCCAUCCUUAACAUGGCCGUUCAAGAAAAAAUGCUCGAUUCUCAUGUCACGACGAAAACCCUCACUACUCCUUUUAAAGGCUCGGUCCAAGUGCAGCAAGCCCAAUGUCGGGCGCAGAUGGUCAACCGGCUUUUGGAGAGAUUAGGGAUCCUGAAAGCCAAGGACAGUGGGAUGUCGAGCGGAGAACUGAUGUCGUUCGCCUCCUCGGCCAUCAACAACCCGGCAGACGGAGUCCGUCGGGAGGCGGAGAAGAUCUACAUCCACCUCUACAAAGACAAUCCGAGGCUGGUCCGCAAGUACUUGCCGACCGACGACGAGAAGUCUCGUCGGAACAAGACUUACCGGAACCUCUUCGAAGAGUUCGACCGCAUCGAUGGAAAGCAAACGGAGGAAGAGUACGGGAAAAACUUGGGAGUUCCAGGCAAGAGGCACAGCUUGAUAUCAAAUGGGCUCAUCAGUCGGAGAGCGAGCCUUAUCACGACGGCACCCCGAGACGACGAUGAAUCGACUUGCGUCUUUUGCGAUGAAGUGAACCCCGCGUUCAGGAACGGAGGGCUCGAAAUGCACUAUUGGAAGUCUUGUCCCAUGUUGAUGCUCUGUCCCGACUGCAAGCAAGUAGUAGAAGUUCAGACACUCACUGAACAUCUCCUAGGCGAAUGCGCCUCGUCCAGGAAGUAUCGGAGAUGCAAAACUUGCGGAGAAGCCAUCUUGAGGUCUGAGUAUGACGAUCAUAUAAAAACGAAACCACAUCCAGUGGCUCCACCGGAAUCGCAAGGCAACCACUGCCCACUAUGCCACGAAAAUAUCCCGCCAUGGGAGACCGGCUGGAAAAAGCAUUUGAUGGGAGAUGAUCCAUGCAAGAAUCACCCGCGAGGAAGGGGAUCGAAAGAUCGAGGAGGAGGACAUGCGCUCUUCCCGUCAUCCUCUCAAGCUCAAGGUACCGAUAAAGGGGGUAAGCAAGAAGAGACAGCGGCGAAGCGUAGGCGCAGCAUGCUCCCUGUCCCUUCCAAGCCCGCCAGCCGACGGAAUAGCGAUGACAGCGGAGCAUCUAAUCGCAUGGAAAAGGCACCACCUGUCAAGAGGACUGCCAGUGAUGGUGGUUCUUUUUUUCGCCUUCGCAGGCGACGUUAA